GGCGGCGCGGCGGCGCGGCGGCGCAGCGGCGCGGCGAGACCCCGGGGUGCGGGGCGGGGGAUCCCCAGUCCCCGCCCUGCCUUCCCCCCCCCGCCCCACACCCCACCUCCUCCACGCCCCUCCCCCCUCCUCCCCUCUGGUUGGAAAGUUUCUAGAACCCGUUCCCGGCGGCCCUUGCGGUUCCAACAUGGCGGAGCUGACGGUGGAGGUUCGCGGCUCCAACGGGGCUUUCUACAAGGGAUUUAUCAAAGAUGUUCAUGAGGAUUCCCUGACAGUUGUUUUUGAAAAUAAUUGGCAGCCUGAACGCCAAGUUCCAUUUAAUGAAGUAAGAUUACCUCCUCCUCCCGAUAUAAAAAAAGAAAUUAGUGAAGGAGAUGAAGUAGAGGUUUAUUCAAGAGCAAAUGACCAAGAACCAUGUGGAUGGUGGCUUGCCAAAGUUCGGAUGAUGAAAGGAGAAUUUUAUGUCAUCGAAUAUGCUGCUUGUGAUGCCACUUACAAUGAAAUUGUCACCUUUGAACGACUCCGACCUGUCAAUCAAAACAAAACUGUCAAAAAAAACACCUUCUUUAAAUGCACAGUAGAUGUUCCUGAGGAUUUAAGGGAGGCGUGUGCUAAUGAAAAUGCACAUAAAGAUUUCAAAAAAGCAGUGGGAGCAUGCCGGAUUUUUUACCAUGCUGAAACCACACAGUUAAUGAUACUGUCUGCCAGUGAAGCAACUGUGAAGAGGGUCAAUAUUUUAAGUGAUAUGCAUUUGCGAAGUAUUCGUACCAAACUGAUGCUUAUGUCAAGAAAUGAAGAAGCCACCAAACAUUUAGAAUGUACAAAACAAUUGGCAGCAGCGUUUCAUGAAGAAUUUAUUGUGAGAGAAGACUUAAUGGGUCUUGCAAUAGGAACCCAUGGUAGUAAUAUUCAGCAGGCUAGAAAGGUUCCAGGAGUCACAGCAAUUGAACUGGAUGAGGAUACUGGAACAUUUAGGAUCUAUGGAGAGAGUGCUGAUGCUGUAAAAAAGGCUAGAGGUUUCUUGGAAUUUGUGGAGGAUUUUAUUCAGGUUCCUAGAAAUCUAGUCGGAAAAGUUAUUGGGAAAAAUGGCAAGGUGAUUCAAGAGAUUGUGGACAAGUCUGGAGUAGUUAGGGUGAGAAUUGAAGGAGACAAUGAAAAUAAACUACCAAGAGAAGAUGGAAUGGUCCCGUUUGUAUUUGUUGGCACUAAAGAAAGCAUUGGAAAUGUGCAAGUUCUUCUAGAAUAUCAUAUUGCUUACCUAAAGGAAGUAGAGCAGCUACGAAUGGAGAGACUUCAGAUUGAUGAGCAGCUCCGGCAGAUCGGUAUGGGCUUCAGACCCUCUUCCACCAGAGGGCCUGAGAAAGAGAAGGGCUAUGCCACUGAUGAGAGCACCGUUUCUUCUGUACAAGGUUCUAGGUCUUACAGUGGAAGAGGCAGAGGUCGUCGGGGCCCUAAUUAUACAUCUGGCUAUGGCACAAAUUCUGAACUAUCGAAUCCCUCUGAAACAGAGUCGGAACGUAAAGACGAACUGAGUGAUUGGUCACUGGCUGGAGAAGAUGACCGAGAGAGUAGACACCAGCGGGACAGCCGGAGACGCCCUGGAGGGAGAGGGCGAAGCGUUUCAGGGGGUCGAGGGCGUGGGGGGCCCCGUGGUGGAAAGUCAUCAAUUAGCUCCGUGCUUAAAGAUCCAGACAGCAAUCCUUACAGCCUGCUUGACAAUACAGAGUCUGACCAGACUGCAGACACUGAUGCCAGUGAGUCCCAUCACAGCACUAACCGCCGCCGGCGGUCUCGUAGACGGAGGACUGAUGACGAUGCUGUCCUCAUGGAUGGAAUGACAGAGUCAGACACCGCUUCUGUUAAUGAAAAUGGUCUAGAUGAUAGUGAAAAAAAACCCCAGCGACGCAAUCGUAGCCGCAGGCGUCGUUUCAGGGGUCAGGCAGAAGAUAGACAGCCAGUCACAGUUGCAGAUUAUAUAUCCAGAGCUGAGUCUCAGAGCAGACAAAGAAACUUGCCAAGGGAAACUUUGACUAAAAACAAGAAAGAAAUGGCAAAAGACGUGAUUGAAGAGCACACGCCUUCAGAAAAGGCCGUCAACGGCCCCACCAGUGCGUCUGGCGAUGAAGCAUCCAAGCUGCAGCGCGGCCCUGAAGAGGAGAAGUCCGGCGUCUCGAAAGAAGAGGAGAAUUCUCCCGAGGAAGCCGCCGUGCUCAACGGCGUGUCAUAAACUGAAGUUGCUAGUUUACAGUUCUUUUACAUUACAUUUUACAAUAGUGCUCGUACAGCUUGCCAAAGAUAGGAUACGGAUCGCCAGUCUUGACACCGCACUUUCAGUUCCUCCAUUUGGAAUAAAGAAAGGGGAGGGAUCCUGAAGAAAUCAUAUGUUAAAACAUUCUUUGACACCUACUGUGUUAUAAAUAUAUCAUCAGAUGUGCCUUGAGAUAGUAUAUGUAACAUUAAAAAGAAUUGCUGGCUAUA
This is a messenger RNA of Trichosurus vulpecula (common brushtail), 2478 nucleotides long. It is a transcript of the gene FXR1, whose product is annotated as FMR1 autosomal homolog 1. Bases 188 to 2227 code for a protein of 679 amino acids. Gene Ontology annotation, biological process: negative regulation of translation; regulation of dendrite morphogenesis; regulation of translation at postsynapse, modulating synaptic transmission. The record is from RefSeq and is a predicted model, not a curated record. Gene Ontology annotation, cellular component: nucleus; postsynaptic density; axon. The transcript has 17 exons. Lineage: Eukaryota; Metazoa; Chordata; Mammalia; Diprotodontia; Phalangeridae. Gene Ontology annotation, molecular function: protein homodimerization activity; mRNA 3'-UTR binding; translation regulator activity.